AUGGACGAGAAGCGCCGCUUACCGCUGCACCACCGCCCCCGCGCCGCCGACAUGACCGUCCCCGUCGUCCGCCGACGACGCACCCGCCUCUGGCUGCCCGUCCUCGCCCUCGUCCUCAUCUGCUACAGCCUGCUAUCCACCUACAACAUCGACGUCCGCGACCGCCUCGACCAGCUCUCCCGCGAGGCGACCUCGGUCGUCGGCGGCGCCGGCCGACGCAAGGUGCCGCUCGAGGCGCACAUCAUGAGCAAAUGUCCGGAUACCAGGGACGCUAUGCGACAGCUCAUCCUCCCUGCCAUGCAGCAGGUUUAUGACAAGGUCGACUUUAAACUCUCAUAUAUUGGCUCCCUCGACGACGACGACGGCGUCCGCUGCAAGCACGGCCCCUCCGAGUGCCUGGGCAACAUCAUCGAGCUCUGCGCGCGCGAGCUCUACCCGGACCCCAAGAUCAGCCUCGGCUUCGUCAUGUGCCUGACCAAGGACUUCACCCACGUCCCCGAGCGCUCCCUCGUCGAGGACUGCGCCCUCGAGCACGCCAUCGACAUCAAGAAGCUCAACGAGUGCGCCACCCGCGACGACGGCGCCCACGGCAUGCAUCUCUUGCGCAGCAGCGUUCAGCAUUCCGCCGACGUAUGUCUUUUGUCUUGCCUCCCACUAUUCUCACCUCCAGCUCUCUAA
Cordyceps fumosorosea ARSEF 2679 is the source of this 678-nucleotide messenger RNA. Its product is annotated as Gamma interferon inducible lysosomal thiol reductase GILT. Gene Ontology annotation, molecular function: oxidoreductase activity, acting on a sulfur group of donors, disulfide as acceptor. The record is from RefSeq and is a predicted model, not a curated record. NCBI's taxonomy places the organism in Eukaryota, Fungi, Ascomycota, Sordariomycetes, Hypocreales, Cordycipitaceae. Bases 1 to 678 code for a protein of 225 amino acids. The transcript has 3 exons.